AUGGCAAAGGGACCUGCGCUGCGAACGGCCGGCGGCGGCGGCGGCGGCGGAGGCGUUGCGCUCGCCCGGGGCCCCGAGGGCGCGCGCGCCGCCGUCCGGGAAGAACGGGAAGGCCAUCCACAGCACGAUGGACGUGGUGGCCGUGCCGAACACGACGAGGGUGAGGCGCGACACGAGGCGGCGGCAGCGGCGCAGGGCGUCACGGCGCUCGCGGGGCGCCGCGCACGCGGCCUCCGACAGCCCCCACCCGCGCACCAGCGCGUCCAGCCGCGCCACGCAGCGCAGCACCAGCCGCCCACAAGUUAUUUCAAAGACUACCAGAAAGCUCACAACUGUGAUGGUGUAUGCUUCAUAGAGGAAUUGGCGGACUUUCCAACUUUUGGAAAUAUCUCUGUCGUUUCCUGGGCUCCACAGGCUAAGAAUUCGCAACGACUUGUAGGUGGAAGCGAUGGUAAUUUUACAGCAGAAUUGAAUCUUGUCAACUUCGCAAAACGUAAACAGCGCUUAAGCACAAGCAUGCUUCUUAUCCUGCUGGAGAGGAUGAUGAAUCUCAAUGCUAAUUUUGGUUUUGUUUUAGGUGUCCCCAAGCUUGUGAUGGUGUUAUGGUCGCUUGCAUUUUCAUGCACUGUGACUGUGCUACAAACUAUGCCAUGUUCGUUGGCUGAGAGUUGGGCACAAUGUACUGUGUGGUGGGAGAAUGUGGCAGUCGAGCUACUUGAGGCACAGCACCGUUUCGAGUUGCAGGAGUAUACGGUGGUGGGGCAGGAGUUCCCACUGCAUGACUCACAUGUGUAUUGUGAGUUGCAUGAGGAGCAGGAAGAGAUGUGCUGGAGUUGCGCAAGUACCUUAGGAGGGAAGAUGGGUUCAGUAAAUUCAGUUGAAUAUCUGUAUAUGUUUUCUCCACCAUUAACAGGCAUGGCUACAGGGCCAGCAAGUGGCAUACCAACUCUAGUUACCACACUUUCACUCCCCGUUUCUGAGUCAGGGCCAUACUCCAGUUCACAAUCCAAAGGAUUGGCAUCUGCACGACAAGCUAGUCGUACUUCUGCUCCUUCAGUCAUACGUCCUGAUGUGAUGACGAAGUCGUGCACUUCGGUAAGUGCGAUCUGCAGUAUUUUGAGCUUGACAAGUGAAGGUGGUAUUAUGGUGUUCUUUCUUGGGGGUCAAUUUCAGAAUAGACUUCGAGGUGAAGCGCCGGCCAUCAGGCAGUGCUUCUACAAUUUCAUCCAGUCCUUCGGUCAUCACGUUGCCAAGCCCAUCAAUCCAAGUUAUCUGUAA
This is a messenger RNA of Gryllus bimaculatus (two-spotted cricket), 1278 nucleotides long. Lineage: Eukaryota; Metazoa; Arthropoda; Insecta; Orthoptera; Gryllidae. The record is from the annotation of a GenBank genome assembly.